UGAUAUUAUCGCCGAGGUAUCUUUUUGUAUUUUUCUGCCGGGGAUGGGCCAGAUUGGGAAGGGCGGUACGAGGGUGAGACUUGGCGUUGGUGUUUUGGAACAUCAAAGAUGGACAGGGUUUUCGCGGAGGUCGCUCCUCGGAUAUCUCCACAACUACAGGUCGGGGGUCUUCCAAAAUCGAGAAGAUUGGUGCAUAUGGCUAGGUCACUUCACCUUACAAUUUGUAUGGCACUCUGGCCCGGGGUUGUGGUGUGGUAGGGGAGAACGGGGGAUAAUCCCACACAGGAGCUUCGAACAACGUCCGGUUCAUGUUUGGCUGGAUAACUCCACCACCACACGGGGUAUGCGGUCGGCGAUGGGGUCAAAAUGCUCGUAUGAUCGAGGGCUUUUCGAUGGAUCUAUCGGCGGGUUCUUAUUCGAAAAAUCGAGCGAGUUCGUGGUGGAGCGGUUUGAUAUGGAACUGCAUCACUGA
Messenger RNA from Blastomyces dermatitidis ER-3, 472 nucleotides. RefSeq lists its product as uncharacterized. The transcript has a single exon. The record is from RefSeq and is a predicted model, not a curated record. The coding region runs from base 44 to 472 and encodes 142 amino acids. NCBI's taxonomy places the organism in Eukaryota, Fungi, Ascomycota, Eurotiomycetes, Onygenales, Ajellomycetaceae.